Molecule: messenger RNA, 2112 nt
Organism: Mucor velutinosus
Lineage: Eukaryota; Fungi; Mucoromycota; Mucoromycetes; Mucorales; Mucoraceae
Product: fimbrin
Exons: 4
Coding region: 1-2112 (703 amino acids)
Source: RefSeq, a predicted model, not a curated record
AUGCCAACUAAACCUGUAGAUAGCAGAAAACUCAAGAGUGGAGGGGCAGCAGGACCAAGUGGAUCAAAGGGAAAGCGUGCCGAAAAGAAAAAGAAUGUACCAUCCCCAUCGAGUAGUCCAUCCUUUGGUAUCCAAGAUGCUCAAAGAGCUCAAGCUAAACGCAACAAGAGUAAGUCUCUUCGUCGUUUUCUUUCGUUGUCACUGGCCAGCUAUCUCGGCUAUAGCUUCUUUUAUGCUUGCGGCUCUCCUUUCGAUGAUUCUAGUGAUAAACCAGCCAUUUGCGGAGGUAUUGAUCCCAUCAAAUUAGAUUUGUACAAAGUGUAUAAAUCAGACUACUACCAAUCCAACAUUGAUCCUCAUGUGGCUCCUAUUAUCUCAAAGGCAUCUAGUUUGUACAGCGAUUAUGGAGUACCCGCUCAAGUUAAAGUGGUGUCCUUGUAUGAUCAACACGGAAAACCGCUAGUGAAGAAGGGUUAUGAACAAGCCUCACAUGUGUAUGCUCAGCAUAUUGAGCCCAACGUGUCCCCUCUUGUCGCCAAGUCCAAGAUCCACGCAGAUCAAGUCAAGAUCCAACUGCAACCUUAUUAUCAACAAGCAUCCAAGCAAGCUACUCAAGUUCAACUCUUUGCUAAGCAGCAAUGGGACAAUUUGCCUCCUCCAGUCAAGCAAGCAAAGGAUGAAGCUGUGAGAAAGGUACUCGAAUACUAUCACCGUGCAGAAAACACAGAUAUGCUCCCUAUCUUGACUGAAAUCUACUGGAAUAUUGUUGACUUUUACCAAUACCAACUUAUACCAUUCAUUCAAACACACCCUACCACAGCACAUGUCAACAAAUUCUAUGACGAGAACUUCAGAAGCUUUGUGGAGACCAACAUAAAGCCUUUGUUGUUACUGGUCAAAGAUCGCACAACACACGUAAGCCAGUUAUUCAACCAUGCCCUGACUCUGUUGCCUCAGAGACCUUUGAGCAAUGAGCCAUCAAAGUCGACUGUCGCAUCGUCCAUCGUAGAGACAAAAACACCCAUUACUGAUGCUACCAAGGCCACUUCUGACAUUCCAUUGACAACUACUGCUGCUACUACUGCUGCAUCUGCGACCACGCAAACUAUCAAAUCCAAAGUAGAGGCCUCUUCAUCUGCCGAACCCGCAUCUACUGCUGUUCCCGCAAAGGAAGAAGCUGAAUCCACUUUAGUCAAACAUGCAUCAACUGCAUCAGCUUCCACUACCAGUGCUACUAGAUCUAUCAAGACUGAAGCCACCAUUGCCAAAGAUGCUGUUGACAAUGACCAAGAUAUCGUCAAGCCUGUCUCUGUUCGUCCCACAUCUACACCCGAGUACGUUGAAAUGGAGGUGGAGUCUCCCCAAGCUGAUAAGAAGGAAGCUGUUUACUGCCCAACAUGCAAUGCUGCAGAAGAGCAAGUGAUUGUAGCUCCCACUGACAAGCAUGUUGUGCCUGUUCGCGAUGAAAAGGAAGUCUUUGAGAUCCACACUGACAAGGACGUGUUUGAAGUCAACAAAGAGCCUGCCAUUGUUCCGCCUCAAUCAUCUGCUCAUUUGGAUCAAGAAGGAAAAGAACAGGUAAAUGCUGCUGCUCCCAUCAAGCAAGAUGCCUCCAAGGUCAAGGAUCAGACUGCACCCAUUAAAAAGAAAAAAGACGAGAAGGAGGAAGAGGAAGAGGAGCAAAUGUUCAGUACUCAGGUUGAGCAUGAUGUUGAAGACGACGGUUUCCCUGAGCCUGCUGUUCCUCUGAAGGAAGAUGACAAUGAAGAGGAAGAAAAGGUCAAGGAAACGCCUAUUGUCACGGCAGUUGUUGACAAGCAGCAAGUCGAAAUACCCUUACCUGUUGCUACUGAAAAGGAGAAAGAGGGCCCUACUGUACCUAAUGACGAAAGUGGAUAUGAGGAUAUUAAAGAUCAGAUUGUAAUUCAAGCACCUGCUGUCCAUCAAGAGGAGGAACCUGUUGUCAAAAAAGAAGUUAUCGACACUGAGCCCAUCUUGAAAGAGCCCAUUGUGCCCAACGACGAAAGUAAAUUUGAAGCAAAGUCUGAAUACUCAAAUCAAGAUGCAGAUCCACCAGUUCGUUAUCAUCGUGUAGAAAAAGCUUUGAGUUAA